Molecule: messenger RNA, 3492 nt
Organism: Dreissena polymorpha
Lineage: Eukaryota; Metazoa; Mollusca; Bivalvia; Myida; Dreissenidae
Exons: 14
Coding region: 129-2318 (729 amino acids)
Biological process (GO): axon guidance; cell adhesion
Cellular component (GO): plasma membrane
Molecular function (GO): protein binding
Source: RefSeq, a predicted model, not a curated record
AGCGACUCAGUACGAAAGGCGUAUCGUUUCGGUUUAGUGUGCAAUAUAUGUGUUUCGUCGUUGUUAUCUUAUGAUUAUUGUAACUACUGGUUUGGGAGUUUUAUUGAAAUUUGAACGACUCUAAGAGGAUGCUAUUGUUAAAAGACGUAUAUUUAUGCGUCGUGUGCUCUGUAGUUUGCAUGUCAGCAUUAUCAGCCGUUACUUUACACGUGCAAUUAAUCGAAACGACACCAAGGGUUAAAUAUGAAUUGGUGUGCUCUUGGGCAUUUGACCCAUACGCUCCAGUCAUUUGGUACCGAAAAAAGAAGUCUGACCAUGAUUGGGAGAAUAUCUUGACGAUUUCUUAUUACGAGAACAGUUGUUCUAUAAGACCGCAAUCUCAGCCUGAUGGUUUUAACUGUGGAUGUUUAACCAGUGGACGUACAGGUUGUAACAUAACAAGCUCUCCGGAAAUCACUGAAGACGACGAAUUGAUGUGUGAAAUUCUUUCCGGACCACUAAUUAAAAACAGCAAUAUCGUCACUUUAUCAAUAAGAGAAAAAAAUCAAAAUAAAUGGCAGGAAUACGUUUUAUAUACACCGGAAAACCAAAGCGUUUUUCUAAAUUGUUCUGACAAUAAACCAAUUACUGAUAAAUCAACACAAUCAAUCUCGUCAGUAAACGGCUUUUUAGUACAUUCUUUCCGGAACGGAACACAGUUUAACCGAAGCCAAAAGAGUGAAGACAAUGAGCACUUUAAUGUUUCGUUUACAAGGGAUGACAACGGCACCUUGAUGUCUUGCAUACGUGGGCAAAGAGCAAUAGCCCGAUGGAAAAUCGUCGUGUUGUAUCCACCAACUGUUAUUGACAUGAAGGACUUAGCAAUUUUAGAGAACAGUACAAUCAGCCAGGAAUGCAAGUAUAUACAUGGCUACCCAACACAGACAGAUAUAACUUGGUGGGUAGGGAGUAAGUUAGUUGUGUUGGGCAGUCAGCUGGUAAUAACACAAGUAAGCAGACUGAGUGCGGGACUAUACAGGUGUGAAGCAACAAAUCGUUUUGAGCAUGAUGAAAUGCCAUAUAUUGGCAAAGGAUCGGGCAUGUUUCAACUCAAAGUCACAUAUCCCGCAACAAUAACACGUUUCCACAUCAACGCAUUACCACAUAUUGUGCAAGUGACGUUGAUAGAAACGGAAAAUGCAACAUUUCAAUGUAUCGGAGACGGAAAUCCGCAACCAACACUUACGUUAAUAAAGCAGCCAACAUUUGAACUAAAUGAGACAUUAACACAUACUUUUGAUGGAAUGAUCCUCAGUUAUGACAUUGCGGCUGUUAGCAGUAAACAUUCUGGCCAGUAUACAUGUGCAUCUUCAAACUCUAUUGGCGAGAAUGUCAGAACUCUUCAUUUGUACAUAAAAAGUUUACAAGAACUUGGGAAUCUAAUGCAUGGAAGAUCGACGCUUGUAACUGAUACCUCAGUUAACCUACAAUGGAUUUUUUCCGACGCUGGAGUGCUCCAUAUAGUGCAAAACAACACGUGUUAUGUUCUUUACAAGUCUAGUAAAGAAAUAGAAUGGAACACAGUUAUCAUUGAUAUAAACUGGAUGCUAAAUUUGAAUAUACGUAAGCUAGAUCUUGAACUGACACAACUGCGUCCUGACAUUCUGUAUGAAGCACAGUUGAUAGCAAGUUUCUCGUCUGGCAAUUACUCCAUCGCACCAACAGUGACGUUCAAGACAUUGUCGUUUUCAGAGGAGACGAAACUUAGCAUAAUUGUUGCGGCUACAGCCGGUUCGGUUCUUAUCAUGUGUAUCAUGAGCGUACUUCUGCGACUGUAUUUGAAAAGAUCACUCAGAGAUGAUACACAUGGAGAGAUUGAAAACGUACGAAUUAGCGCGCACAAUAAUAUGACCACUAUGAGUGCAAUAGGAAAUGCAUCCGGAAUCAUAUUAACACAAGAUGAAGACCAUUACGAUUGCAUAGAGAUGAGCAGAAUACAUCCAUUUAUCGAUCCACAAGACGCUCACAGUGCUCAUAUUGAACCAGUCCCCCCUCAAAUUAUUGGUGGAACAAAUCUACGUGAUGAAAUAUGUUUGAAGACAAAACUAAACCCAACUGAGGAGCUGCACAACUAUAUGGGAGAGUUUGUUGAAGAUGAAGUCGAAGAAUACAUAACUGGUUGUUGUCAUAGCAGUAGUUCGACAACCGAUUCUGUAAUCUCCGACACAUGUUUACAGUACCUUACAGUGAUUGACAACGUGCCGAUUCCACCAGAAAGCAUUGUCUUAACCAGUGAAUAUGAUGAUGUUGCGAACACUUCUAGACAACCACAAUCAUAGAAUGCAUGGCCCUUGAAAAAACACCCAGUGUAUGUUGUUUUACACCUUGUUCUGCUUUUUCGCCCUCUUCGUCCUUACAUGAUGGUGAGGAUUUUUAGAACGUGUAGCGAACAAACAGAUACGCAGUGGAGACCUGGUAGUGUCUUGGUGAACGUGUAGGACAUGGAGAGCUUUUGAAUAUGCUUCCAACGUAUAUGGUGAUAGCGAGAAAGGAACAUAGAAACAGUACGAACCAAGUAAAUACUGCAUUAAGACCUGACAGAGACGCAUUCGGAAUUCAUGAUCGUAACGCUGACGUGUGCACUUCAGGUCGAUCUCUCGCUGUGUUCCUUCUACGCUUGAAAUUCGUUCAUUUGUCUACAUCGCGUCCACAAAAUACCUCAUCAACAAUGUCUCACAUUCUUCAUACGUAUAUCCAGAUCCUUAACCAGAAUUGUGCCUGAUUCAGAUUUUUAACUACAAAAACAUUGUCCAUACAAUGUGUUAAUAGAAUGGUAAAGUAGCUGUGCAUAAACAUAUCGUCCUUAAUCACGUUUAAGAUUAUUCGUUAAAAAGAUACCGCGUUCGCUGGUGGAAACAGAAACUGGUAGAUGAUAAAAUCACAUCUGUUCUGCUAGCCAGAAAGUGACGCCAGCCGCGGAGAUGAUCAAGGGUUUUCUGGGUUGCUUGAUUGGACAAUUUUUUUAUUUAUAUCGUUUUUAUGUCGCUGUUUGUUGUGUAUGUUUGUUGUCGUUUUUCCUGUUUUGGUGGUGUUUGUUUGUUGUUGUUUUCAUCGGGGAGUGUGAUGAAUUUAAUUUUUGGACGCAUACCUGACAUGUUGUUGUCCUGCGCUUGAACUCGGAGUGUUUCCCAGCACUCCUACCUAACUAAGUUAUUGGAAUCGCCCAAGUUGUGAGCAAUAUCGAAUGUUUUUGUUUGUAUUUUGUGUGGUCUUGAGCUGUGGAAGGGGUGUGGACAGGAGUUCAGGAAUACGAUAAACAGCACAUAUGCCGUUUAUUUUGUUAUGUUUCUCAGAAGAUAAAACAUGAAGAACACGCAUCUGUUUACAAAAUUAUUAUUGUUUGCAUAAUUGUAUUAAAGUGAAGUCUACUGUGUUUUGUGCUUCUUAAACUGAGAUCUUUGACAACGUUUUAGCUUUCAUUCGUAUGACCAUAUGUAUAUUACCAUUACUAAU